Vitis vinifera (wine grape) is the source of this 2617-nucleotide messenger RNA. RefSeq names its product 21 kDa protein. Lineage: Eukaryota; Viridiplantae; Streptophyta; Magnoliopsida; Vitales; Vitaceae. The record is from RefSeq and is a predicted model, not a curated record. Gene Ontology annotation, biological process: negative regulation of catalytic activity. The transcript has a single exon. Bases 1790 to 2389 code for a protein of 199 amino acids. Gene Ontology annotation, molecular function: enzyme inhibitor activity.
AGCCAAGAAGGUGCCAGGAUGCUUUGAUGCAUGACAUUUUCUGUCAUUUCCCCAUAGACAAUCUAUACUAGAAGAUCAAUGAUCAGAGAGGUUCAAGUCAUCCUGAGACUGAGGACAAUUUAAUAGUGGAUUAGUUAAAUCAAGUGUGUGGAGCUUUUCUUUAUCUCAUCUUUGACUUUUCAAUUUUUCAUUCUCCGAAUAUCUGUCACAUGCACACUGGACAUGAAAUGCACUUAAAAGACACUGGAGAAGCUGUAGUUAUUUGAAUUCAAAGCAAUAUGAUAUUUUGUAAUGAUCUUUUAUCCUCUCAAGUUGACUUUGCCUGUUGGCCAUAAUGAGCUGUCUUAGCAGGUCUCUCGGAAAAUGGGAAGAUUGAGCUUAGGAAAUACAACCCUUCUAGGGCCAGCCAUAGUCCAACCAAAGAAAUUCCAAGGCUGGGCGCAGCGAGGCCUGACCAUUCUCCUCUAGGUCUGAUCCUAGCCCGGCCCAAUUUAUAUCUCUAGGAAAGGCCGAAUCCAAGGAACUGUUAACUUUGUUAGGUGUGGAAACUGUACAUAUAAUCAUGGCUGAUAGCAGUCUUGGCUUAGAAGACAAAUAAAACCCCAAUCUACGGUAACAUGUGAACACCGGCUUGUCUAUCUAAAGAGGUGUGGACCAGUCCUGUCUGCCCUUGUGAGGUAUGGUUUUGGUACUAAUGGUUCAUCAAGUCUAAUAUAGGUGGGCCCAGUCCAUUCCUAUAGUUGGAUGCACCAUCCCAGUGAUUACCCAGGGAAGGUGGGCUUUAUUUUAAGUUUUGGAGAUUUGAUUAGAAGUAGUUCUCAUUUUUAUAUUUGCUAUAUUUUCUCUCUCUCUCACUCUCACACACACACACCUACACAUAGAUAUUGUUCUUUAGCAUCUUCCACUAGGAAACCCAUUGACCUCGGAAACCACACAAGACUAAAUAAAAAACCCGUCAAAUUGCAUUACUGUUUGCUAAUUGUAAUAGUAUAUUGCUUAUCUGACUGGGAUCUGCAGAUGGCUUCUUCAUGAACAUCAAUGCCAAUAGAAUAUAUUAACUUUUGUUUUUGUAUUGAAGCUUAGAACUAUCUAGAAAGCCUUGGCAAGUGAUUGAGAUAUCAAUGCACACAAUGCGAUGGCUCUUUUUAUUGAACUCACACUCCCUAGAUCUCCCAACAUCAUGAAAAUCUCGCCUUGUUCGCCUCCAUCUUGUCUAUUACUGAUCAAUUGGUUAUGUUUGCAUGAAAACUUUAGUUUAUUAACAGGGCAAGUGGUUCCAACUUUCUCAAUUUACAUUCUAAUUGCAACUUGCUUGAAAGAAAAUAUUUUAUUAGACUCGUAAGGAUUGGUAAUUGCUUGACUCAACACCUCAAUUUCCAUAUAUUUUUGAUAGGCUUGGUUGGCAAAUUUCGCAUUAAUUAUGUUUUUGUGCCAGACCCAAUAAAAAAUUCUUCUUGUUAAGCUGCUAGGGAGCACAUUGUGGUUAAAGGGGUUAGGCAUGUGUUUAUCACUAAGAAAGGUAUUAUUCUGUUCAGUGGCUGAGAAAAUGUAGAGAGAAGAAAUUUUGAAAGCUUACAAGUGUUUGCACGAAAUAGAGAGCAUAAAGAUAAAAUAUUUCAAUAGCUGCAAAGAGAAACUAAAAGAUAGAAAGCAGGAGAACCAAGGCACGUGACAUCCUUUAAUUUAACCUUGAAGGAAGAUAAAUGACUUCCUUUAGACUCCCUUAUAUAGAGAUUCCAAGCUCUUAUUCUCUCCAUCCUUGUCCAGUCCAUCUCUAUCCUUUCAAAUCAUGGCAAAGCUUGGCCUGUCCCUGCUACUUGUCUGUUCUAUUCUUCACAUGGUUGGCACGGUGGACUCUGCCGCUGCCAGAAACUCUGCUGCCACAAGCUUCAUUAAGGCCUCAUGCAGGGUCACUCGGUAUCCUGUGCUGUGUUUUCAGUGCCUUUCAGGCUAUGCCAGCACGAUUCGACAGAGUGACCGACAGUUGGCUCUAACUGCUUUGUCAGUGAGCCUAUCCAGGGCUAGAUCCGCCACCGUGUUUGCCUCCAAGCUGACUAAGGUUAGGGGACUCAAGCCUAGAGAGCACGAAGCAGUGAAAGACUGCAUAGAGAACAUGGCUGAUACUGUAGACAGGUUAAGCCAUUCGGUCCAGGAGCUUGGCCGCACUGGGAAAGCAGUGAGCCAGGACUUCAUGUGGCAUAUGAGCAAUGUCCAGACCUGGGUCAGCGCCGCCCUCACCGACGAAAACACUUGCCUCGACGGCUUUGCGGGGCGCGUCAUGGAGGGAAAUGUGAAGACUGCCGUUAGGCGCAAGGUCAUCGACGUGGCACAAGUCACUAGCAAUGCCCUUGCAUUGAUCAAUCGCUUCGCUGCAAAACCAAGGCAUUAGAUUUGGUGUUGAGACUUGAGAGAGUAGUCAGCUUGCUGCUUUUAUGUGUGAAUACUACAUGUUAUGCCUAAGGUUUGUACCAUGAAGCCGGUUUAGAUUUAGCGUUGGAGAUUCUGUGCUUGCUAGCUUGUGUGUGAGUAUGUACUAAUACACGAUCUCUCUCAAUCAAGGCUUGUAACUGGCUCUGUUCUUCUUGUAUAAAAUCAGGUGGUUUUGUUUGUGAGAAAA